Messenger RNA from Alligator mississippiensis (American alligator), 6425 nucleotides. RefSeq lists its product as uncharacterized. The record is from RefSeq and is a predicted model, not a curated record. The coding region runs from base 4090 to 5574 and encodes 494 amino acids. The transcript is spliced from 4 exons. Lineage: Eukaryota; Metazoa; Chordata; Crocodylia; Alligatoridae.
CGGCUGCUCGGACCCCUGCGUGCAACCGCGAUGGCGCCCUUGAGUGGCGGGGGCGGCGGUGCGGGACGCUGCUCGGCUCCGUGUCGCUGCGGGCUGUGAUGGGCGUUGCCCCCCCCUCCCCCACCCCGGCAGUGCGGGCGAGCGGCGGCCGGCAGGGCUUGUGCGGCGUUUGAGCCGGGCGGGGCGGGGCGGGGCGCGCAGAGACGGGCUCCUCACUCGGCGUGCUUGGUGCGGAUGAAGGCUGGCCAGUAGGACUUGGGAUUCUUGGCUAUCAACUCCGUUCGUGUCUGCAAGGGGCGCUUUAAAAACCUCCAAGUCGGUGUCCUGUUUUGCACACUUGGCUUCUGCCAUCGAUGCUGGCAUUUUACUUCCAAGCCAGUGGGUUUGGCACACUUGCUGUCAGGCUUUGUCACUUCCGUUUAGAGGAGUAGCAAUAGUCCGGUUUUCUGACGGGUUCGAAUAGAUUUGAGAUGUAAGUUUUGACUUCGUAGCUUUAAGCGUGCACACUUCUGAAACCCCUUCGUUUCCUUUCAGUGAUUAAAACGCAGGGUCUCUGGAUAAGCGUGGGGGGGCAGGAGUAGUUGUAGGACCAGGGUUGCCAGAGGGGUGCCCGUCCCCGUGCUGGGUAGGAGAGGACAGGGCACAGGGGAUUGCAAAGCUGGCCCGCAGGCUCUACAAAUAUCCCAUGUAGGUUUCUUUCAUUUCAGCCUUGCCUCAGACUGCGGGGUGAGAGAUCCUGUGUGUUAGACUAUAGCAGGGCUUCGGUAGUCUUCCCCCGUGGCUGCUGCGGAGUACGAAGCUCUUGCAGCACAAUGACACCGAGACACGGGCAGCAAGUCACAAAGAGACCUCUCUGACCUUGCAAAGACACGCAUGCCCGAACAGUUCAGCGGGGGCCACUUUCCCGCGUUUUGUUUUGCCCCCUGUGAGGAGCAAAAGCACUGCUGUCUCUGGGAUCCCGCUUGGUGGUUUAUUCUGUCUAUUCUGCACGAAAGGAGCCGUCACUGAAUGUUUUCAGCUAAAAUGUAUUGUACUCUUACAAGCGUAAUAAAAUAUGGACAUACAUGGCUGCGGAGACUGUUAUUGUAGCGCUACAACUUGUUGUGAAGCAUUUCCAGCUGCUCCACUUGUGCAUAUUUUCAAACAGGCAGGAUCUUUUGAAGACGACACCUCACGUUAUAUUAUUAAAAUGGCUAUCCAUACAAGGCUGAGUGUAAAAAUGAAAAUGCUGACAGGUUCAAGCAGGACAGUUUCAGGAAUGUAUGACUUGAGAGAGGCAGCCAGACAGACAAUCCAAAUGCUUCAGUUGGCAGGAUGAAGUGAUAUGCUAAUGUAAGAGAAAAGGUGGGUGUACAAUGGCAAGGAAAUAAAUACCCGUUAAAGAGGUGGGAGGUCUAGGACAGCGGUUCUCAACUUUUUUUGUACCGGGACCUAUUUAUGAAGAUCAGUGGCCAGUGCUGACCUGCUUUCCCCCAGCCCUGCUAAAGGGAGCCCCCAGCUGCCCCUGUGCCAUCCGGGCCAAAGUCCCGCAGUUCAUGCGGAUUUCAGCGGAGAGAGUCCGCUGUGGCAGCCCCCCCUGCCCUGGUCUGGGGCUGCCAUGCCUCACCAGGCAGCCUGGUCGCGGUCCUUCCAGCCCGUCCCCCAGCAGCGUCUCCCAGUUGCUGUGCCCGUACAAGUAUGAGCACCAGCUCAAGUGCCACCAGCCCAGCUAUGCAGCUCCCCCGAUGCCUCCCUCUCUUGCUGAAGGGGCAGGCGCCUACCCCUCCCGUCCCCCCUGCCCUGAUGCAGCCUCGGCGCCCGGCUAUCUUCCCCCAUAUCUGGCAGGUACCCAUCCCCCCUGCCCCCCACACACACACACACACACACACAGAUUGAGAGAGAGAGAGUCCCCAAGUCCCGGACCUCCAACCCCCACUGAUCAUACACUUAACUGCAUCCAGCUAUUGGUGCUUCUCCCAGGACCCUGCCUGGGUGCAUGCAGGCCAUGUGGAUGUGUGUGCAGAGACACGUGUGCCUGCUACCUCCAGUCACCCAAAGCAGUGACUUGCAGGCAGGCUGGAAUGAAGGUUAUGUGUAUGGGGAAUGACAAGCUAGAUGUGUGUGGAAUUAAGGGCUAGCUCGGAAGAAGAUGACGUUGGGAGAGAUCGGGGGUGGAGGGGAAGAGGUGGAUUCUUUGCUAGUGAGCUUUCCUGGGAGUCAGGCAGCGUGGGAUAGCUAGAAUCUUCCUGCUAGCCCUGCUGCAAGUGUUCGGAUUCAAUGCUUGCAAGCAUAAUAUUGUUAUAGCGUUUUGAUGAUAGCGUUAGAGCACGGGUGCUCAACCUCUGGUCCUUGAGCCAAUUGCAGCCUGUGGAGCUAUGAUACCUGCGUACUGCUUGCAUAUGGAUUGGGCACUGUCCAUCCGUCUCACCAGACAAAAAGGUUGAGCACUCUUUGUUAAGAGUGGUGUUUUAGCUGUGAUGAUCCAGGAAGUAUGCAAAAGGCAAGGAUUUUUUGGGUGUGGUGACUUUUACUGGACCAACUGCAUGGUUGGAAUUAAAUUACUCUUCAAUGUCUUCAUCAGCGACUUGGACGAGGGAGUGAAGUGUACUCUGUCCAAGUUUGCAGAUAACACAAAACUGUGGGGAGGAGUGGACACGCCGGAGGGCAGGGAACAACUACAAGCAGACCUGGACAGGUUGGACAAAUGGGCAGAAAACAACAGAAUGCAGUUCAACAAGGGGAAAUGCAAAGUGCUGCGCCUAGGGAGGAAAAAUCUCCAGCAUACCUACUGCCUGGGAAAUGACCUGCUUGGUGGCACGGAAGCGGAAAGGGAUCUCGGAGUCCUAGUAGACUCCAAGAUGAACAUGAGUCGGCAGUGUGACGGAGCCAUUAGAAAAGCCAAUGGCACUUUAUCGUGCAUCAGCAGAUGCAUGACGAAUAGGUCCAAGGAGGUGAUACUUCCCCUCUAUCGGGCGCUGGUCAGACCGCAGUUGGAGUACUGCGUGCAAUUCUGGGCGCCACACUUCAAGAGGGAUGCGGAUAACCUGGAGAGUCCAGAGAUGGGCCACUCGUAUGGUUAAGGGCUUGCGGACCAAGCCCUACGAGGAGAGACUAGAGAACCUGGACCUUUUCAGCCUCUGCAAGAGAAGGUUGAGAGGCGACCUUGUGGCUGCCUGUAAGUUCACCACGGGGGCACAGAAGGGAAUUGGUGAGGAUUUAUUCACCAAGGCGCCCCCAGGGGUUACAAGAAACAAUGGCCACAAGGUAGCAGAGAGCAGAUUUAGAUUGGACAUCAGGAAGAAUUUCUUCACAGUUCGAGUGGCCAAGGUCUGGAACGGGCUCCCAAGGGAGGUGGUGCUCUCCCCUACCCUGGGGGUCUUCAAGAGGAGGUUAGAUGGGCAUCUAGCUGGGGUCAUCUGAACCCAGCACGCUUUCCUGCCUAUGCAGGGGGUUGGACUCGAUCUAUUGAGGUCCCUUCCGACCCGAACAUCUAUGAAUCUAUGAACUGUUGUUAUUUUUGUUGCUGUGGUUGUGACGUUUGCUGGCAGGUCCUGAACUGACGAGUUCUGCGAAGCUUCGAGGCCCCCAAAAGUCAGUUUCUGAACUGGCGUUAUCGCCGACAGCGCUGAGCAUUUCACGGGCCCCGCUUACCGUGCUGGCAAUGCUACGGUAUUUGCAGCAUACAGGGAGACUGACAGGCUCGCGUUCUGUUGAAGACUUCUGACUGUCAGUUUCAGCCGUGUAUUUAACGUGCACUUUGUUGACACCGCCUUCCAGCAAGCGCAGGGUCCCUGUGUGGGGUCGGUCCCUUGCUCGAGUCGCGCGUGCUCCUGGAGGAAGUAGGGCCGGGCAGAGGAGAGGGCGGGCGGCCAGAGGCACGUCCCCUUGCCAGGGGAGGGUUCAAGUCAGGAUGUCGUCAUCACGUUGGGGCGUUGCGCUGCCUUCAUUCAGAUCCUCCGUGUCUCUGUCUCCGUCUCGUCUCUUCUCCUCACGCAGCCAGCCAGGAGGCGAGAGGCGGGGAAGCGUUGAGGGGAUACCUCCUAUUUUAAUGGGCAAGUCAUCCCCAGCCUGUCGUCUAGCAGCCUGCCUGGGGUCGCCAAUAGUGCAAGGAUGGUGACAACUUUCACCACCAUCCACCUGUUCCUGCUCCUAACUCAAGCAACACCAGAGCCGAGCGCUGAGGAGGACCCGCUACAUCGGAACUCUGUGCUCCGGAUGAUUGAAAUCUGGGCGAAUGCCACCGGCCCACAUCCAGAGGGGGUAACCGCUUGCAUCCCGAAGCCUGCAGCAAUCGAGGACAAUGUUCUAGAGGCGUAUGUUACUCCCCUUAAUAUCGCAAAAUGGUUUUCAGAGGUACGAGGACCAUUGUGCGGAACCUCUAUUUGUAGAGUCAGUGGUCCCAUACCUUGCCCAGGUUGCCAAGUAGUUUCUUUUCCCGACUAUACACGCAUAAGAGGGAAUAAAAUGGCGGCGUACUACUGGCCGUCAGGUCAGAUAACGGAGAAAAACAUCUCUAGCCUAAACUGUAGGAGUUGGGGACUAGGGAGUAACAAAGCAGAGCCAACUGAUUGUCAUCGUAUCCCCUGGGGGGCUCGAAAGUGGGGCACCGACGAAGAUCAAGUGCAAUUCCUACCAUGGCAAGCCCAUAGUCUCCAACCUUCAUGGUUCCUUUUCCUUAAUAGCACUCCCAUGCCAGAGGGAGGGUGGAAUGUAAGCAGAGGGGUAAAUCUCACUAUUUUCCACGGGACACAUCAGCUGUUAAGUGCCUUCUUCCCAUUGAGACAAGCGGAAGUGCGGCAUUUAGAAAGCCGCAACCUAACGCACCCCUACUGCACACCUAAAAUCCAGGCCCUUUGGUGCCGUAGAAAGGGGCUACCGACCAACGCACCCCGAGGACUCACGUGGGCAUGUAACAACGAUGUACUAUAUACUGCUCUACCUGCUCGCUUUGAUGGGGCUUGCUUUAUUGCCAGCGUAGAACUCCGCCCACCUCUUGCUACAAACACUUCCAACCCAUACCCUCCCUGGUUCGCACACACUGAGGCCAGGGGAAAACGCUCCGCUACCACUUGGUCCAGAAUGACCUAUAGCCAACAAGUAGGCAAACGUUUUGAAUGGGCAAUGGAAGGGUUGUUCCUUUGGUAUGUAGGAAUCAUGAGAGCUCGGGAGGCCAUUGUAAAAUUAGCAGAGGAAGUAGAAAUAGGCUUCAAUGCCACCAAUGAAGCUCUAUUCCUGCUAAACAAGCAGUUACAAGAAACCUCAAGGAUGACUAUGCAAAAUCGACUUGCCCUCGAUGCUAUGUUACUUCAUAAUGGAGGAGCAUGCAAAUACCUAAAUUUAUCUGAUGAGUAUCGCUGUAUUUCAAUUCCUAAUGUGACCGUACCGCUUACGGCUCAACUGGAGUUAAUUAAAAAGGCCGCUAAAGGUGCUAAUGCCAUAGCGAAAGUAAGCAGUGGUUGGCCCGCGGACCUUUUUUUCCAGUUUUGGUGGGAGUUUUUCCUCGUUAGCAAUGUGCAUACUCGCCCCAUUAUUAACCCUGUGAAUACCUCUAUUCAGUUGUUUAUUGUGUGUUUGCGUAGGAUGUUGUGUCGUUGAUUCAGUCAAAAAGAAAGCCACAACAAUAUCAGCCUUAGUCUACGCUCAAAUACCUAAUCCUUCCGAAGACAAGGACUUUGAGUAUGUGUCUAUGACCAGUAUUAAAUAAAUUAAUGAUGUAUUCGUGUUCAAUCAUAUAACAAUCUGGCAGUAGUCAAGGGGGCAUGUCAGGAGGUGAUGUGACUCCACCAGAUUGCUGUUUGAGACAUUAAGUGACAUGGCUACCUGUGAGUGACAUUCGGUGACGCAGUGGCGGAGGAAUGUGACCUUAAGAGGCACCAUCAUGCGGACAAUGCGUGAUCGCUUAUAGCCUAACCGAUCAGAAGUUACCCCUAGAGCGUGGCUGGCUGGACCAGCAUGCUGAGGCCUCCAGAAUGUUCCAUCAAGGGGGGACCCUGAUUGGCUAGGGAGUUUAUAAAGGGGACUGCGCGCCUCGGCGUGGGGUCCCCAGACGCUCCCAGACUCCGGUCCUUGGGAUCUGAUCUCAAAGACAGCCUGAUCACCCGUCUUGCGGUCUGGACAGACCCCUCGGCUUCUAGCUAGAUUUCUAGCGUAGGCUGCUGCAGCUUACAGUUAGACCACACGCAAUCCGGAACGCCCUGGGUGUUGCCCAGCCAGGCAUCCUACUUGUACUGCUAUUACUUUCGGCUGCAGUCGACCUCCACGACUACACCUUACUUGUCACUCGCCGCUACCAUCAUUUGUUCGUCUUUUCUACCCGCACCACAUCGUCUGUAUCCACCUGCUACUGUAAAUAGUCCUUGUAAUUAGUUCCCGUAUUCACCAAGUUACUUCAACUCGUUAAUCAUCUUGUUGGCUUGUAAGUAAACUUAUAACUUUUCUUCACCUAC